AUGGCCAACGCGACCGUGUUCGUCGGGAACCUCUGCUUCAUCGCCGGCGUCGGCCUGCUUGUGUCGGCGCAGUGGGAGAUGGUCCGGGGCAACACGUUUGGGUACACGGUGCUGUCGUCGUUUGGUGAGGAGCCCAGUCUGUGUCAGGUCGGUGUGUCAGCUGCUGAUCGGAGCAUGGCAACAGGGCUCUACUACGCGGGAUAUGGAGUGCUCCGCAUGCCUGGGAUGGGCAUCAUCGAGGCCUAUGGCGGGUACACGGCGGAAUACUACAACGCCGUUGGCUUGUACCUGCUCGGUGAGGACACGGCCAUGAUCAUGACACGGUAUUGCAGCGGAGCGGAAGCUGACGGAUCCAGUCUGGUGCAUACUCAACUCCUUCUUCCUGCUCGCCUCUCUGGCCAUGUACGUCCGCCAAACCCCCCCUCUCCCGGAAAAAAUGGCAUAAAGCAGCUGACGCGGAAAUCCCCCGGAAACGUCCCCAACAUCAUCAUCUUCGCAGGCCUCGAGUUCUCCUUCCUGUUCAACUGCGCCGCCCACUUCGCCAUGGCCGACGGCGACACGGCCGCCAGCGCCGUGGCCGCCGCGUCGGGGUUCUACAUGGUUGGCUACGAGCUCUGUCGGGACGUGUUCCCCUUUGAGCUGCCCGUGGGCGACACGUCGCGGUUCUUUGGCCGGCGGAAGCUGUGCUAG
Messenger RNA from Verticillium dahliae VdLs.17, 690 nucleotides. RefSeq lists its product as uncharacterized. The record is from RefSeq and is a predicted model, not a curated record. Gene Ontology annotation, molecular function: acetate transmembrane transporter activity. The transcript has a single exon. Bases 1 to 690 code for a protein of 229 amino acids. Gene Ontology annotation, cellular component: plasma membrane. Lineage: Eukaryota; Fungi; Ascomycota; Sordariomycetes; Glomerellales; Plectosphaerellaceae.